CCUGUGUACAGGAGAGGACACACAGAGAGGACUGAAUACACACGCGCGCGUUCCCACACACACAGCCAGUGUACAGGAGCGGACACACAGAGAGGACUAUCUACACACACACACACACACACACACACACACACACACACACACACACACACACACACACACACACACACACACACACACAGAGCCAGUGUACAGGAGCGGACACACAGAGAGGACUACACACACGCGCAUACGCACACACACACACACACACAAACACGCACGCACACACACACACACAAACACAGCUCCAGGUGUCGGACACGAGCUCGGAAUAUAUUGUGAGUGAGACUGAGGAUUUCAGCUGGUUUCAGUGGAUCUCUGCUGAAUUUGGUCCCCUUUCAUUUGCGCUGAUUUGAUGUGAAAACUGGAUUUACUAAUUGAAGGAUCAUUUCUUUACAGAGUGAAGAGAAGGGAAAGUGUUUCGGCUUGUGAAUGAAAUGGGAUUUUCCUCUGGACCAGGACUGAAUUUUGAAGCUUAAAUCCCUGGGAUAUUUAUUUUAUUUUUUAAACUUCUCCAAAAAAACUUUUCUACUUUUAUUCUCACCCUAAAAAGUUUCCCCCAAGAUUCACCAGGAGAAUUUUUAAUUUUUUUUAAAACGAAUUUAUUUGGUCUUGUGGAAAUGGUGGGCCAUCUACACCUGCAGGCUAUGGAGGAGAGUCUGAAGGGAAAGAGCCGUGAAGGGCUGCUCGACAGUCCUGACUCGGGGCUUCCCCCGAGUCCCAGCCCGCCCUUCUGUCCGCUCUCACCGUCAUCCACAGAGCCUCGCACCCCCAUCAGCUCCGACCACCAUGGAGGAAUGUACUGGAGGAAGGAGGGACGAGAAGGCAAGCUGCUUCCGUAUCUGCUGCUGAACUCGCAGGGGGCAGAUGUCAAGUCACGCAUGCACCCUGUGGUGUUCGGGGAAAGCAUCGAGGUGAACCCCAGACCCACCACAGAGAUGAGGUUCAGCUCGGAGGUGAAGUACGACUCACAGCGGCACUACCGUGACGAGGUUUACUGUGCCCGCGUUCCCACGGUAACCUCCUACAGCGAGACGGUGGUGGCAGUGCAGAACCACACGUGGCGCAGCUACAAGUCAGAGGUCCACUUCCUGCCACGUCACCGGCCCGUCCACUACCAGAGCACGGCCAUCAUCUACCCCAAGCACGCGCACAACACCUACCGCACCACGCUGCACUACAACGCCAACGCCACCGGGCACCGCAGGUUCGUGUCAACAGUGAGACUGGAGUCGAGCGAGGACGGCAGUCCCUGCAUCAUCUACACCGAGGAGCUGUGAGACGCGCUCACCACACGCCGACACACACUCCUGUCCAAACUCACAACCAUCACCAAAGAUUACUCUCGUCCCCUCAGGCGGAGAAACAGAAUCACUCCAGACUUCCCCCUAAAGAGAGGAAAGGACAUGGAGGAGACUUUUAUUUUGUCUCUACUGAUGUUUCAGUAAGGUAGAAAUUUAUCUUCACAUUGCAGUCAGGAGUUGAAUCAAACCUGUCGUCCUUUGUGUCUGUUUAUUCCUUCUCGCCGUUACACUCCGCUAUAAAGAAUCCAAUAAAUCAAACUCUGUCAAAUAAAUAAAUAAAUAAAUAAAUAGAUAGACUUUAAACCGUACGACACGGUACGGAACACGAGAGGGGAAAAUAUACCGCCAGGAAAAGUACAACUUUUUUGCAAGUUGUAUAAAUGCUUGAUUGCACUUUUGCUAAGAAAAAUAGUUGUUGUUGUUUUUUUUUUUUCUUCUUCUUCUUUCGGAUACGGUGAUCAUGGUGGAGCUGAGGGCAGCGUAGGAGCACUCGAAAGAUCGGACCAAUGUUUUUUUUACAGAUCGGAGAAGGAGACGUUGGAGUUUGGAGCACGCUGGGUAUUUGAAGCGGUCCAAGAACAUGUCCAUGAAGCAGAAAGACCUUUCACUCACCGCUGCGGAAAGAUAGAGAGCGGGCAACGUGUCCGAGCUUCUGAGUCCGGAAGCUUAUAGUCCAGACGAGUUUUGUUUACAAAUCACAAACACGCCGUUCUGCUCAUCUGAGAGGAUCGACUCUGUUCCGAUAAGAUCGGCGAGUGACGUCUUAGCUACGGAGGAGUAAAUAAAAAUACUGCUACAGAACACGUGAUUCACCGAAGGGGAAAGGACGUAAUACAUCCAGACCGCAUUCGCUUCUCGUAGCACUUACUUUCUAUUGGCCAGCUAUACGUGACCUGCGAAUCCGUAAGCCGUGGUCUGGUGAGCCAAUAGAAACAGAGUGGGCGGGACCAUCAAAGAGAGGAGCCGCUUAUUAGUAAGAACAAGAAGAAGCCGACAUGUUUACCGACAUGGAGAGUUUGUUUCUGGGUUACAGAAUUUUCUCAUUAGCGACGUUGAUUGUGGGCGUGGCCUAGUGCUAAGUUUUAACCAGAGACAAUUUUAACGGACACAAUUCAAGGAAGUCAAUUUGUUAGAGCCUCACACCUCCAGGGUUGGGGGUUCGAUUCCCGCCUCCGCCUUGUGUGUGCAUGUUCUCCCCGUGCCUCGGGGGUUUCCUCCGGGUACUCCGGUUUCCUUCCCCGGUCCAAAGACAUGCAUGGUAGGUUGAUUGGCAUCUCUGGAAAAUUGUCCGUAGUGUGUGAGUGUGUGAGUGAAUGAGAGUGUGUGUGUGCCCUGCGAUGGGUUGGCACUCCGUCCAGGGUGUAUCCUGCCUCGAUGCCCGAUGACGCCUGAGAGCCGGCACAGGCUCCCCGUGACCCGAGGUAGUUCGGAUAAGAGGUAGAAAAUGAGUGAAUGAAUGAAUGAAUGAAUGAAUGUUAGAGCAGAGAUAAGAGGGACGUCGUACAUCUUUCCAGGACUCCACGACGGUAGAAAGUUUGUCACAGGUUGCAUCACAGACAUUUGAACCAGAUUUGUCGCUUUUAUUCAUACGUAAUCGUGAUAACACAAACCACCCAAUCGAAUUCUCCCCAGACUUUGUGCCUUAUACUCAGGAAAAUACAGAGAACCCGACGAUGUUCUUCGGAUUCAGCCGGUAAACGUUGUCAGGAGGCUGCCGAGGGACUCGGACUCGCUGCCGCUCUUCUAAAGUCACGAUCUCCGCAACGUCACGCGUUCAGACCCACGGCAAAGGACGGCUUUGUGUUUGUCUUACAAACAUCCGGAUUAUAAAUACGAAAUAUUUCUUCGAAAUCUUUAACGUCUAAAGUUAGGAUUUUCUUUUUACCUCAUUUAGAAUCUACUCUGCGAUGACUUUUGUUCUUAAGACGGAGAUUUUUCCCGGCGACCCGUCGUCGUCCUGCGUCCGCGAUUUUUAGCGCACGUGGAACGUCAUUACCGUAGGUUAAAGUAAAGUGUGGGCGGAGUUUAGACGCGAAACCCGAGAUAGAAAUCGACGAGAUAGCUGAGAGUGAGACAUCAGAGAAGAAGUUCAUGAGAAGUCACACGUGGCUUCAUUUAACAAAAGGAAAAGCAAAGUGGUGCGACAGAGAAAGUAAAAGUCGGUAUGCAAGGAAUUCAGAAAGUGUUUCGGGACACAGACACGGAGAUGUUUCUGUAAAAGUAGACGGAAGUCUGAUUUCUGGAUGUAAUAGAUGAUGUUUUUGUUUCUUUUUACUUUUGAUUUCCUUCCUGUAAAGUACUUCCUGAUGUAUAUGUUGCAUAUGGCACUUAAUGAUUCUCUUUAUAUUUUUGUAUUCCCAAGUUUCACAUUUUCUCUUGUUUUGUUUUGGGUAAGAGAUUAGAAGCUAAUUUAAAGACAUGAUGUAUAUCUUAAAUCGACAAAUAAAAUCUCAAUUCUGUGAUUA
Molecule: messenger RNA, 3811 nt
Organism: Tachysurus fulvidraco (yellow catfish)
Lineage: Eukaryota; Metazoa; Chordata; Actinopteri; Siluriformes; Bagridae
Gene: rflna
Product: refilin A
Exons: 4
Coding region: 663-1322 (219 amino acids)
Biological process (GO): negative regulation of bone mineralization involved in bone maturation; skeletal system morphogenesis; negative regulation of chondrocyte development
Cellular component (GO): actin filament bundle
Molecular function (GO): filamin binding
Source: RefSeq, a predicted model, not a curated record